This is a messenger RNA of Centruroides sculpturatus (bark scorpion), 2980 nucleotides long. Its product is annotated as probable chitinase 10. Gene Ontology annotation, biological process: carbohydrate metabolic process; chitin catabolic process. Gene Ontology annotation, cellular component: extracellular region. The transcript is spliced from 13 exons. Bases 314 to 2908 code for a protein of 864 amino acids. Gene Ontology annotation, molecular function: chitinase activity; chitin binding. The record is from RefSeq and is a predicted model, not a curated record. Lineage: Eukaryota; Metazoa; Arthropoda; Arachnida; Scorpiones; Buthidae.
GAGUAGGAAUGCUGCAGGAUUCAGGGGGUUAGCUUUCCAGCCCCCUUUUGGGGGUGUUCCCGAGUAAAACCGAUAGUAAAAUCUUUUAUAAAGUGUAUUCUUUCCUAUCUUCACCCCCUGCAGAGGUUUCUGGAUCCGCUAUUGGUUAGAACGUUAGAACGGUGCACACGUUGACAAAAAAAAACAAGUAGGAAACGAAUCUGCAGUUCCGAGAACACACGCCCUCGUCAUUGGAUAGAACCGGUGAUAGAUAAAAGGACGCGAGGGUCACAGUACUGACGUCAUUCGGUAAACCUGUUCUCACCUCUCUACAAUGUCUGCCGCUCGUGUGUUCUUCUUCUCGUGCUUAACUUUAACUGUUUUCUUCAAUUUUGGUACAUCGGAGUGCCCGAAUAAGAGGGUAGAAGAUCCUAACGACGCUUACGCGUACUACGAGCGUGACGUUCGUAAGGAGUGCCCCCCAAAUACCGCAUUUGACAGCUCUACCCGGGAAUGUACGGAAUCGAAAUGGAAGAGUCUAACGGAUGAACCUAAACAUCGUUCAAAAAGAUCAUCGGGUGACGAGAUGAAAAUAGUUUGUUACUUUAUCAGUUGGGGAAUAAAUAGAGAAAGUAUUGCGAAAUUUACAGCGGAAGACAUCGAUCCUUUCCUCUGCACCCAUAUUAUCUAUGCAUUUGCCAGUUUAGAUAAAGACGACCUCAUUAUGAUACCCGGAGAUAAGAGAGUGGAUGUAGACGAAGGUACUUUCAAGAGUGUUGUAGAAGUAAAGAAGAAGAAUCCCAAGCUGAAAGUCUUAUUGGCCAUUGGUGGAUGGGUAGAAAGUGGAGGCGAUAAAUACUCCAGAAUGGUGAGAGAUUCGGACAGAAGGAAGAAAUUUGUUAAAGAAGCUGUGGAACUUUUAAAAAAGUACAAAUUCGACGGGCUGGACCUGGAUUGGGAAUAUCCAGCUUGCUGGCAGGGAGAUUGCAAAAACAGUGAUAAAAACGACAAAGAAAACUUUGCUAAAUUGUUAAAGGAGCUAAGAAAAGCAUUCGAUAAGGAAUCUCCAUCCUUGCUUCUUACGGCUGCAGUCAGCGCUGGGAUGUAUGUUUCCGAUCACGCUUACGACGGUGAAAGUAUGGCAAAGUACUUAGAUUUUAUAAACGUCAUGACUUACGAUUACCACAAUUUCAAUGAUGGCAAAACCGGGCAUCACGCGCCUUUCAAAGCCCACCCCGAAGAUCCCGAUAAGAAGAGCAAUGUUAUGUCUUCGAUGAAAUAUUGGAGCGAAGAGAAGAAAAUUCCUAAAAAGAAAUUGAUUAUGGGAGUGCCCGCUUACGGUAGGACUUUCAGAUUAGUUAACCCUUCUAAUCACGGUCUUUUCGACCCCACAAAUGGCUCGGGCAUUCCCGGUCAAUACACGAAAGAAGGAGGAAGUUUGAGUUACACGGAGAUUCUUAAACAUAUAAAAGAGGACGGUUGGAAGAUGGAAAGAGACUCGUACGUGGGACCUUACGCCUAUAAGGGCGAUCAAUGGGUGGGAUUCGACGAUCCCGUAGCCGCUAAGGAUAAAGCGCGAUACGCCAAAGACGUGGGAUACGGGGGUGUUAUGGUCUGGGAGUUAUCCAGUGACAAUUUCAGAGGACUUUGGGGCGACAGGAAAUAUCCACUGAUAAAUUCCCUGAAGGAAGGGGUAGGAAACGGAGCGAAAAUCAAUUUGAAUAACUUAAUCUUGGUAACUGUUCUACUGGUGUGCAAUUUGAUACUAUGGAAGAGCUUCGCAUUUGAAGGCAAAAAAGAGAUCGUUUGUUCUCUUAGCGACUGGGCGCAGUACAGACCAGGAAGAGGUAAAUUCACUCUGGACGAUGUGGAUCCCAAUCUCUGUACCAUCAUCAACUACUCUUUCGGAUUCUUGGAUAAGAAGAAACUGGUAGUGGAUGUGAAGAACAAAGAAUUUCUCCAAAAUUUCUCUCGGAAAUUUGCUUCGUUAAAGAAAAAGCACCCGAAUUUGAAAACUGUGUUGGCUGUGGGAGGAUGGAGCGAUAGCGAAGACGGACGGAAAUAUUCUAGAUUAGUGAAGAGCAUACGAAAUAGGAGGAAUUUCAUAGACGGUGCCGUUGAAUUUUUGAAUAAAUAUGAUUUUAAUGGAUUAGAUUUAAAUUGGGAGUAUCCUGUUUGUUGGCACGCUCGUUGUGACGAUUCCAGAGAACGAGAGAAAUAUCAAUAUGGCGUAUUUAUUAAGGAACUAAGGGAUACCUUCGAUCAUCGUGGUUUGACAAUCAGCGCCUCCGUUUCUGGAAGCAAGUAUAUUAUUGACAAGGCCUACGAUGUACCUGUUUUAGGACGAUCUCUUCAUUUGAUAAACGUGCUUACUUACGACUUUGCUGGUACUUACAGAAAUGAAACGGGCCAUAAUUCGGCCAUGUCUUACGUUUCUGGGGAUACAAAUCCUCAUCUGAACACGGAUUAUGCCCUGAACUAUUGGAUUAAAAAGGGAGCUCCCAGAAACAAACUUACCGUUGGGGUUGCCGUGUUUGGUAGGAGCUUCACCUUGCUGGAUAAGAAGAAAAAUGGGCUCUACGCGCCUAUAAAAGGAAAGGGACGUGCAGCCGAGUAUACGGACGAACCUGGUUUUAUGGGAUAUAACGAGGUGUGCCAAAAGACGAGCAACGAAAAUUGGACGGUCCGAAGAGUACCUGGAGUUGGUCCCUACGCAUUUAAGGGGGAUCAAUGGGUCAGUUAUGACGACCCCUUAUCGGCUGCGCAGAAGGGAAAGUAUGCGCGAGAAAAUGGGUUCGCGGGAGUCAAAAUUUGGGAACUGACCACAGACGACUUUGGCGCUUAUUGUUGCGGUGUGACUUAUCCCCUGCUUCGAGCUCUUAAUUAUGGAUUGAGGAAUACGGGAAGCGCUGGCAACGAUAAAUGUUAAACUUUUGUCGCUCCUUUUUAAUAUGUAUUCUUAAAUUAAUUUUAUUAUAAUUAAAUUAAGGAAGAUAAUGUA